Lathyrus sativus (Indian pea) is the source of this 2895-nucleotide messenger RNA. Lineage: Eukaryota; Viridiplantae; Streptophyta; Magnoliopsida; Fabales; Fabaceae. The record is from the annotation of a GenBank genome assembly.
AUGGGUUCUGUUGGAGGAGAUGAGGUAAUUGAAGAGGCUGUAGAGAAUUAUGAAGAGAGAAUUCAAGUUUCGGUUCGAAUUCGGCCCUUAAAUGAUAAGGAAAUUGCGAGAAAUGAUGUUUCUGACUGGGAAUGUAUCAAUGAUAGUACAAUCAUUUACAGGAAUAAUGUUUCAGCUUCUGAAAGAUCUCUUUAUCCAACAGCUUAUUCAUUUGAUAGAGUGUUUAGAUCAGAUUGUGACACAAGGAAGGUGUAUGAAGAAGCAGCUAGAGAUGUUGCUCUUUCUGUUGUUGGUGGAAUCAAUUCGAGCAUUUUUGCAUAUGGACAAACCAGCAGUGGAAAAACUUAUACCAUGAGCGGUAUAACUGAAUGCACUGUAGCAGACAUUUUUAACUAUGUAGAAAAGCAUAUGGAGAGAGAAUUCAUUUUGAAGUUUUCGGCAAUUGAGAUUUAUAAUGAAUCUGUUAGGGAUCUUCUUAGUCCAGAUUGUACUCCUCUUAGACUUCUUGAUGAUCCAGAGCGAGGAACAGUUGUUGAGAAACUUACUGAGGAAACUAUUAGGGAUUGGGACCAUUUUAUAGAAAUCAUUUCUUUUUGUGAAACUCAAAGGCAGAUAGGAGAGACAUCAUUGAAUGAAGCAAGCUCUAGAUCUCAUCAGAUUCUCAGACUGACCGUUGAAAGUUCAGCGCGUGAGUUUCUUGGAAAUGACAAGUUUAGCUCUCUUUCAGCAUCAGUGAAUUUUGUUGAUCUUGCUGGAAGUGAAAGGGCAUCCCAGACCAAUUCAGCUGGAGCAAGGUUGAAAGAAGGUUGCCACAUAAAUCGUAGUUUAUUAACUCUAGGAACUGUUAUCCGCAAACUCAGUAAGGGAAGAAAUGGACAUAUUCCUUUCAGAGAUUCAAAGCUAACGCGCAUAUUGCAAUCGUCAUUAGGAGGCAAUGCUAGAACUGCAAUCAUUUGCACCAUGAGCCCUGCACGGAGCCACGUCGAGCAAAGCAGAAACACUCUCUUAUUUGCAAGUUGUGCUAAGGAAGUUGAAACUAAUGCGCAAGUCAAUGUAGUGGUCUCUGAUAAAGCACUAGUUAAGCAAUUACAAAAGGAGUUGGCUAAACUGGAAAGUGAAUUGAGAAAUUCAGGAUCGGCUCGCCCUAAUAAUUCUGAUUCUUCAGCAUUAUUGAGAGAGAAAGAUCAUGAAAUUGAGAUGUUAAGGAUAGAGGUAAAGGAGCUAACCUUGCAACGCGACCUUGCACAAGUUCAAAUUAAGGACAUUCUCCAAGAAGCAGGAGAUAACAUGUCUUCUUUGAUAGGAGUGGAAAGUUUAGGUCCUCGGUAUCCCGAAUUGCGUAUUCGUAACACAUGGAAUUUAGAAAAUCUAAAAGAGGAACCGAAUGUAUUAAGUAUCAACUGUGAAGAAAGUGUUAGGUCCUUUGAUGCUUCACAAUAUUCAGAUGGACAUAGUAUUAGUUCUGAUGAUAAUUUGUUCCAACUCCCCGACCUUGAAAAGAAUUUUAUGGUAAAAAAUUCUUCCCCUAGGCUAUCAGUUUCAAGCAUUAAUAAUGUUGUACAGAAUGAUUUGGAUCAGAAGAACAUUGAAGAUCAGCAUGAAGAAAAUUAUUGUCAAGAAGUUAGGUGCAUUGAGUUAGAAGAGCCUAUCACAAACACGCAUACACAUACAAACUCGGAAGAUUUAAGAUCAAAUACAUAUACCAAUUCUAGUGCAUCAUCUCCUCGUGCAAAGACAGAUACAUUAGAAUCAAUUGUAGUUAAUAAUGGUGACAAAAACAAUAAGGAUUUGUGUUCACCAGGGAUAAAGGAAGACAACAGACCGAACAACUUGCAUGAACAUUUUGUUCUUCCAACUCCAGAAAAUAGAACCCCUUGCAUGGCAGAAGACGACAGAAAAAGUAGUUCUAGAUUGUUGAAGGUAAGCCGAAGUAGAAGUUGUAAAGGUAGUCUCAUGAGGAAUUUACCUUCUGAUUGGUUUGUAGAUGGUGAUGUAAUUCAGAACACACCUCCUCCAGUAGGGAAUGAAAAAGACUUUUUUGGAAGACCGGGGUUUUUUCUGAGAAAGGUUCAUACACUAAGUUAUGAUUUAAAUGCUGAGAGGAAUUCUGUGGGAAGUUCUGUUGAUGAUGAUACACAGAAUGUGAAAUCCUUCAAUGAAAAGAAACGCGAGAGCAUAGAUCCUUUAACUCCAAAUAAAAACGAAACGGAACAUCUUAAAAGGUUGAAUUUACUGGAUCACCAUGAGGUUCAUGGGACAGGAUUGGAUGCCAUUAUGUCUGCAAAAAAUGUCAAAGAUGUUGGUUUGGACCCAAUGCAAGCUGAUGGAGAAAGUCAUUCAGAUUGGCCUUCAAAAUUUAACAGGCUGCAAAAGGAGAUUAUAGAACUUUGGGACACUUGUAAUGUUUCAUUGGUUCACAGAACUUACUUUUUCCUUCUCUUCAAAGGGGAUCCAUUAGAUUCUAUUUAUUUGGAGGUAGAGCACAGAAGACUAUCAUAUCUUAAGCAAACUUUUUCACUAGGCAAAAACACUCUUGAACAUGGAAGAACCCUUACCCCUGAGUCAAGCACGAGAUAUCUAAGAAAAGAGAGACAGAUGUUAUGCAAGCAAAUGCAGAAAAAGCUAUCUAAAGGUGAAAGAGAGAAUUUAUACACGAAAUGGGGCCUUCUUUUGAGUUCAAAGCAUAGGAGGUUACAGUUGGCCCAUCGUCUAUGGACUGACACAAACAGCAUUGAUCACAUUAGAGAAAGUGCAGCUGUUGUUGUAAAGCUGGUUGGUCCAGUAGAGCCAGAACAAGCUCUUAAGGAAAUGUUUGGCCUCAAUUUUGUUCCAAGGCCAACAAGUAGGAAAUCUUUUAGUUGGUCUUUUACAAACAGUAUGAGGCAGAUUUUGUGA